Molecule: messenger RNA, 2129 nt
Organism: Lactuca sativa (garden lettuce)
Lineage: Eukaryota; Viridiplantae; Streptophyta; Magnoliopsida; Asterales; Asteraceae
Product: calcium-dependent protein kinase 13
Biological process (GO): protein phosphorylation
Molecular function (GO): ATP binding; protein kinase activity; calcium ion binding
Source: RefSeq, a predicted model, not a curated record
UUGUUUACCGAUGGCCCCAUCCUUCUUCAUAUGCUCCGUCCAGUUCCGACCCUUCCUUUCCAGUUCUAGCCGACGAAGCACACCCCCACUCUCUUUCUCUCUCUUCGACUGAAGCGCUCUCUCUCUCUCUCUCUCACACACUCACAUACUACACUCUGCUAUUCGCCCAGCUGCUUCAACUUUCUCUCUCUACCGAGUGUUCUAUCUACAGGCUACACUUCCAUUACUGUAGGAAUAUAGGAAUAUGGCUUUUCGAUUUUGACUGGUAUUAUGAUGUGAAACCCUAGCUUUGGCAAGCUACGGUUAGGGUUUGCAUAUUUGAAGUUCUAGCUCGAUUUUGUUUAAGAAUCUCUGGAUUUAGAUGGGGAAUUGUUGCAGAUCUCCAGCGGCUGUUGCCAGGGAAGAUGUGAAGUCUUCAAACUACUCUGGUCAUGACCAUAACAACAGGAAGGACAAGGCUCACGCCGGGAACGGUAAGAAGGCGUCGAUCGCUGUCCUCACUGAUGUGUCGAAGGAAAAUAUUGAAGAGAAGUAUAUGUUGGAUAGGGAACUUGGACGCGGAGAAUUUGGAGUGACUUACUUGUGUAUAGAUCGAAGCUCGAGGGAAUUGUUGGCCUGUAAGUCGAUUUCGAAGCGGAAGCUACGGACGGCUGUAGAUGUUGAUGAUGUGAGGAGAGAAGUGGCGAUCAUGAAACAUUUGCCGGAGAACUCGAGUAUUGUGACAUUGAGAGAAGCUUGUGAGGACGAGAAUGCGGUGCAUUUGGUGAUGGAGCUGUGUGAGGGAGGCGAGCUCUUUGAUCGGAUUGUUGCGCGUGGACAUUACACGGAGCGUGCAGCUGCGGCAGUGACUAGGACGAUUGUGGAGGUUGUGCAGCUGUGUCAUAAGCAUGGAGUCAUUCAUAGAGACUUGAAACCAGAAAAUUUCUUGUUUGCAAACAAGAAGGAGAAUUCGCCUCUCAAAGCUAUUGAUUUUGGCCUGUCUAUCUUCUUCAAGCCAGGUGAGAGGUUUUCUGAAAUUGUUGGAAGCCCUUAUUACAUGGCUCCUGAGGUGCUUAAGCGUAACUAUGGACCAGAGAUUGAUAUAUGGAGUGCAGGUGUCAUUCUUUACAUAUUACUAUGUGGUGUACCUCCAUUUUGGGCAGAGUCAGAACAGGGGGUUGCACAGGCGAUUCUUCGUGGGGUAAUAGAUUUCAAACGUGAACCAUGGCCAAGUGUUUCUGAAGGUGCCAAGAGUCUUGUAAAGCAAAUGUUAGAGCCUGAUCCAAAAUUACGACUUACAGCUAAACAAGUGCUUGAACAUCCUUGGUUGACAAAUGCUAAAAAGGCUCCAAAUGUUCCCCUUGGUGAUGUUGUCAAGGCAAGACUAAAGCAGUUCUCAUUAAUGAAUCGCUUCAAGAGAAAGGCUCUUCGUGUUAUAGCCGAUUUCUUAUCGAAUGAAGAAGUGGAAGACAUCAAAGAAAUGUUCAAAAAAAUCGACACGGAUGACGAUGGUAUCGUUACAAUCCAAGAACUAAAAACCGGACUACAAAAAUACAACACACAACUCGCAGAGUCUGAAGUCCAGCUUCUUAUCGAAGCUGUAGACACAAACGGAAAAGGGACAUUGGAUUACGGUGAAUUUGUUGCCAUUUCACUCCACCUCAAAAAAAUGGCAAACGAUGAGCAUCUACACAAGGCCUUUUCUUAUUUUGAUAAAGAUGGAAACGGUUUCAUAGAGCCUCAAGAGCUUCACGAUGCUUUGAUGGAAGACGGUGAUGCCGAUGGUGCAAAUGUUGCAAAUGAUAUCUUCCAAGAAGUCGACACAGAUAAGGAUGGGAAAAUUAGUUAUGAGGAAUUUGCUGCGAUGAUGAAAACGGGAACCGAUUGGAGAAAGGCUUCGCGACAUUACUCAAGAGGGAGAUUUAACAGUUUGAGUGUCAAGUUGAUGAAAGAUGGUUCUAUUAACUUGGGGAAUGAAUAAUGAGCAAAGCAAAACAUUUGGGUUGAUGAUUUUAUAUUGUAAUUAUGGGUUUGUGUUUGGUUAGAUGUGCUCCAUUGUUGCCAAUUACAAGGAUGUUUGGGUAGGGUGUGUAUGAUUCUGGCUCGUGUUUUCGGGACUUUUGCUAUAAAAGAUUUGUUAGGCUUUACAA